AUGACCAUAAAACUCCCCGCUGACCUGCCCGACAGCGGCUACACCCUUAAAGUCAUUGGCGGGGGUGGUUUGGAGUUUGAAAAAUCAGAAGGUCUCAGCUACAACAGCAAAGAGGCUUCGUUGUUUAUACAGCUGAAUAAGGCCAUCUUUAAGCCUAGUGAUACAGUGAAAUUUAGAAUUUUCGGCGUGAAUUCUGAUCUACAGACUUACAAUGAAGCAAUGGAUGUUUCUAUUUACGAUUCACAUGACAACAAGAUCAAACAGUGGGUCAAGGUCACUCCAGUAAAAGGGGUCAUCGCCCAGGAGCUGACCCUUUCGUCCAGACCAGUUCUUGGGGACUGGAAAGUGGCCGUGGAAGCCGGAGACAUGAAAGAAGAGAAAUCCUUUACUGUAGCUGAGUAUGUUCUACCCAAGUUUGAAGUCGAGGUCAUCAUGCCACCCUACGUUCUGACCAGCGAUUCUGACAUCACGUUUACCGUUAAGGCGAAGUACACCUAUGGGAAACCAGUUAAAGGAAACGCGAACGUCCAAGUAAACGCACACGGCCACCGGCUGGCGAUGACCGUCUACCUUGAGUUUGUCGCGAUUGAUGGAGAAACUAGGGUGAUAGUACCCAUGUCAAAGCUCAAGGAAAUUAGGCGCUCACUGGAUCAUGUCACCCUUAAAGUCUUUGUCAAUGUGACCGAGUCCUUGACCGGAAACCAGAUGUCCGGCAGCGGAACCGUCACCUUGUACGACAAAGGUGUGAAACUUGUGUACCUGGAGAACAACCCCAAGUCUUUUAAACCGGGUCUACAGUACAUUGCUUAUCUCAAACUCACCCAGCCGGAUGGACUCCCUGUCAGUUCAACCAGUGAGAAUAUCAAGGUCAAUAUCAGAGUCUUCAACAACAGCUGGCACUUUUUCCAAGAUUUGAGCGAUCACAUUCAGAGCCAGACCUUGAGCGUCCCUAGCAACGGUCUAACCCACAUCGUCGUCCAGACACCACCUUAUGCCGAGAUAGUCAUCAUAUCUGCAGACUUCCGUGGCGUGCACGAAAGACUGAACAUAAAAAAGAGCAACUCCCCCAGUAACUCCUACAUCCAAAUCUAUCUGAACUCUUCUUCUAUAAAGGCAGGGGAUACAAUUCAAUUUUCCAUCAACGGUACUGAAGAAUUGCCUACCCUUGUUUACCAGGUUCUCUCCCGAGGCAACAUAGUAAAAUCUGGCACCAUAAAUGGCAACAACCAGAAGAGCGUCAAUUUCUCCGUCGUCUCUGAGCCCAACAUGGCGCCCUCUGCCAGAAUCGUCGUCUACUACGUCAGACCAGACGGUGAAGUUGUCCCAGACAGUCUUAGUUUUGACGCCUGUGGCGCUUUCAAAAACAAGGUGACCGUUAACCUGGACAAGACUGAUGUUGAACCAGGAGAUGAUGUCACUGUUGUCACCACGGCUGACCCUAAAUCUAACGUCCAUUUAUUGGCUAUUGACCAGAGCGUCUUGCUGCUUAAAAGUGGAAAUGACGUCACUGCUAAUGAUAUCCGCAAAAGUCUUAUGAGUUACGAUGAACGAGAGUAUGAAAUAUGGAGUUACUUCAGCUCUCCUGACGCAAGAGAACUUUUCGAGGAUGCUGGCGUUACUGUUCUUACUGAUGCUCUGGUGUUCCGAUACCAAUAUCCAUAUUACGGUGACAUAGUUGACGAUACCGGUGCGUUCUUUGAUAUUGAGCCGAUGGCAGAGCCAGAACCAGAACCGGAACCAGAGCCAGAACCAGAGCCUGAAGUAGAGCCAGAACCAGAGCCAGAACCAGAGCCAGAACCAGAGCCAGAGCUAUACAGAGCGUCAGAGCCAGAGCCAAAAUCAGGUCCACAGUUUCAAGAACCUGUACGUGUCAGGAAGAUCUUCCCUGAGUCUUGGCUCUGGUCUGAUCUUCAUGUUGGAUCGAACGGCUCAGCUUCCAUCACAGCCACUGUACCAGACACAAUUACGUCAUGGGUGGUCAGCGCCUUCGCCAUCAACUCAAAAUCAGGUCUGGGCGUGGCCCCAACACAAGCACACCUGAAAGUCUUCCGACCGUUUUUUGUAAGCCUCAACCUCCCCUACUCUGUGACUCGUGGUGAGCAGCUGGCACUUCAAGCAAACGUCUUCAACUACCUGCCAGACGAUAUGCAGGUACGUGUGACUUUGGCGGAGUCUAAACGUUUCCACAACAUCUUCAUCGACGCCUCAGGAAACCAGGAACUGAAACAGGUUGAUGUUGUACAGGAGGUUAUGGUCAAGGCUGGUGAGGCCAAGUCUGUGUAUUUCCCCAUCGUCCCUGCCGACCUUGGUAGAAAUGACGUGGAGGUCAAGGCCCAGUCGUCCAAGGCCGCUGACGCUGUGCGUAGACAACUCCUUGUUGAGGCUGAAGGGGUCCCCAAACAAUACAACAUCCCUGUCCUCAUCGACCUGACAGACGGCAAAAAAACUUUCUCAAAGACCAUUGACCUCACGCUGCCAGACAAAGUAGUGAAGGGAUCUGAACUUGUUAGAAUUUCGGUUGUCGGUGACCUGAUGGGUCCUACCAUCGCGAAACUGGACUCCCUGCUCCAGAUGCCCACCGGAUGUGGGGAACAAAACAUGGUCAAUCUGGCACCGGAUGUCUACGUCACAGAUUACCUUAAGGCCGUCAAUCAACUGAAUGGAGACGUCAAGGCUAAAGCCAUCGGAUUUAUGGAGCGUGGCUACCAAGGCGAACUGAGCUACAAACGCAGUGACGGCUCGUUCAGUGUUUUUGGCUCCUACGACAGGUCGGGCAGUAUGUGGCUGACAGCUUUUGUAGCCCGCGUCUUCCACCAGGCCAAACGUCACAUCUUUGUGGAUGACAACAUCCUCAACGACGCCAUCCAGUGGAUGAUACAGCAACAAAAAACAGACGGCAGCUUUCCGGAAACCGGAUACGUUUACGACAAGAACAUGCAGGGUCAAACAGGGUCAGGGGUCGGGUUGACCCUGUUUGUGCUGAUCUCACUACUGGAGAACCAUGAGGACCAAACGAACACUAAUGUCGAUGAGGCUAUACAAAAAGCCCUGGCCUACGCUGAACAGGAAGUUGCCAAGUUGGAUGAUCUCUACGUUCUCGCCAUGGCGUCUUACGCUUUCCAACUUGCCGGCAGCAACAUGACCCAAGCUGUUCUAGACAAACUGGAAGCUGAGUCAACUCAGAAGGACGGCACGGUGUACUGGCACCAGCAUGAGCCCCCUAAGACCUCUACCGACCCAUGGCACUGGCCUAACCCCACCAAGGCCAUUGACAUUGAGAUGACCGCCUACGUCUUGCUGACCUACACAAAGCGGGGCGACUUGGUGGCGGGCAAGAGCAUCAUGCAGUGGAUCACCAAACAGAGAAACGCCAACGGUGGCUUCAUAUCCACACAGGACACAGUGGUUGCCCUGAACGCCCUCAGCGAGUACGCCAAGCAGAUGCCCAGAAAUAAAGUAAAACUCCACAUCACCACCCAGCUGGACGAUGAGACUACAUACACCUUUGAUAUUGACAAGACCAACUCACUUCUGCUGCAGUCUAAAGAGAAUACGACAGUUCCUGCUCAAGUUGUUAUUACAGCUACUGGAUAUGGCAUGGCUCUUGUUCAGGUGGCUGUAAGUUUCAAUGUGCUGUCUGAAAUAGAGGCAAAAUCCUUUGAUCUGAAAGUAAAAAUGGUAAAGGAGACUCUAAAAACUUUGGAUAUAGAGACAUGCAUAAGAUGGCUAGGAAAUGGACCCAGCAGUGGAAUGGCCGUCCAAGAGAUCGGUAUCCCAUCAGGCUUUGAGGCUGACCUUGAAAAAAUCACCAAACUCGACAUCGUGAAGAGAGUCGAGACACAAAACAAGAAGGUCAUUCUCUACUUUGACAAGAUCGGCACGACGCCCGUGUGUUUAAACCUUAGAGUCAGACGAGUUGAUUUUGUUGCCAAGUCCCAGCCAGCUGCCGUCAGGGUCUAUGACUACUAUGAGCCACGCAACCAGGUAACAGUGUUCUACCAAUCACAACUUCUGAAAGACUCCACCAUCUGUGACGUAUGCCCCAAGUGUGAGAACUGUCGCCCGGUCACCGGAAAUGUUCAGAUAUUAAAGAAAACAUGGGAUGCAUGCAAAGCUCUUCUCUCACGGUUUACAGAUAUGCUGUUUGAUAUUACACAUCUCUUAUAUUAAACAAAAACAUAUUGGC
Physella acuta is the source of this 4186-nucleotide messenger RNA. RefSeq names its product CD109 antigen. Gene Ontology annotation, molecular function: endopeptidase inhibitor activity. NCBI's taxonomy places the organism in Eukaryota, Metazoa, Mollusca, Gastropoda, Physidae. Gene Ontology annotation, cellular component: extracellular region. The record is from RefSeq and is a predicted model, not a curated record.